UGCCGUUGACGACACCAGAAAAGAAGGAAGUCGCUCUGCCUUUUCUGGCCCACGAGCGCGGGCCAGACGGCCGGAACCGUCCGGCUAUACCAGGUAGUAUUUGUGACACCCCUUCCUCCGAGACGGAACAAACAGAGGUGGGAAGCCAGAUUGAUGAACUGCACACGAGUUGCCGGUCGCUAUCACAGAGAAACAGGAACGGCAUGCUCGAAAAUCCUCGGCGAGACGGGAUGGGGCUCUUCUGGGCUCGCUGGCAGGAGAAAAAUCCAUCCAUCGAGUUCAACUUAUUUAGCCAUGUGAACGUGGACAGUUGACAACUGGACAGCCUGCUCGAGACAGCUCGGAAGGACAACCGACGGACGACGGUCCGCUGCAACCUCGGGAGACUCGACAAAUACUGUACAUAACGUUAACAAGGUAGCACUCCAAAUAAGUGGCGCUCGUCCCGGAUGGCUGGCCUCGCACUAGGUACCUGUAGUUUUGAUCUUCCGGGCGAGGAUACGAUCAGCGUUCCGAUGCAGCAACGCCGCUACAAACGGGUGGAUCGUGGGCGCAAGUUCAUGAGCAUUGUGGCUCCGAAGAACCCCGAGAUUGGCGCGAGGCAAUUCUUGGGGCUUUGCGCGCAACCUCAGCCCCGGCAGUCGUCGCAGUCCGCCGUCGCUCCGGACCACGCAGGCCCUUUUCGUCUGGUCCGGUCCGGUCUGAUCUCAGCACAUUGGGUCAUUGCCUCGCGCGACGCGGUGGACAUCAAGCUUGCCACAGGCCGCCCCAAAGAGGAGGCCGGCUGCUCUAGGACGCUUGAAAAACGGUAUCAUCACCUGCUCUCGUGGCGCCCCGCGCGCUUCCGCUCAACGCUCAGGACUAGGACUCGCUCCGCGAGGCUUCCGCAUCUCAGCUUCCCGCCAGCUUGCUCAAUCCUCCUAGGGAUGCUCGGGAAGCUCUUCAAUCUCGGCGCUGGCUCCGGGUCCGGGGCACCGCCCUCUCCCCAACCCUUUUCGCAGAGGCCUAUGCCACUCGAAUCGGUCCAUGAAGAUAUCCAUACGCGGCACUUGCUCUUCCCGGAUCCGCAGGACCUAUACGAGCAACGUGCCAACCAGCUGUACCCCUUAUCCAGCGGCGCCACCACCCCCACCGGCGCUUCGACGGCAGCCUUCGACUACAAUGCCGACGUUGAGCUUGACGUCCGCGAUGUCCGCAUCAUUAUCAUGCAGGACGCCCUGAGCUCCGUUGCCGCCUCUCUCCUCUAUGACAGCCAACCUCCGCCGCCCAUCCCGGCCGCGUCCGUCGACCGGCCUUCCGCGACUGCGGGUUCUUAUUCCGUUCAAGAGCCGCGUCGGGGCCCUGUCUCUCCGCGGAAAUCCAGUCUCAGUUACUCCCAGCGGCCAGUCGUCAUCCAGCCUGGCAGCCCCAAGGUACGCCAGGGCGCCUUUGAUCGGAGACCUUCGGUCCACAGUCGCAGCCAGGCUUUCAACGAGAGUGAGUCUCAGCGCGCGUGGCGCGAGUACCGCGAAGAGCUAGCCACCUUCUCCAGCUGCAUCUUCGGCAACUCGGAGCUCAUGGCAUACAAGGGCACUUCUACCAAAGUCCAUGUCGUGCCGUCAGACGUCCGGUCGAGCGAGACCACCUCGGCGCUCGGAGACGGGCGUGGUUCCUUGGGCAGGUCCACCAUGAGGGCAAGCCGCCUCUCGCAGUCAUUCUCCUCGGAAAACCCCCCUCCGUUCCCUACACCUCCUACCCCAGGCGGGACAGGGCGCCUUCAGGACCGAAAGAAAGUGUUGAUCACGAGGCUGUUUCCAGUCAGCCUCCCGCUCGACGGGGACCUGCCACCUCUCCACGAGGUCAUGUCCGAAGAGACCACAGGCUAUCCCUUUCCCCCGGGCACGGAGGAUGCGAAGGCCAAGAAGAAGAAGCUACAGCCGAGGCAAAAGCGAACCCCCAUGUACGCCGUGGCCCUCAUCAUUACCCUGCCUCCUUCGCCCUCGCAUUCUACUCCGGCCACGUUGCGAUCGGGCUUCAAAGGAUCCGGCUCGUAUACCGAGGGGGACUCCUUUCCAUCAUCGUUCAAUUCCUCACGGCGCCAUGGAUGGACGUCGACGGGCCAAGGCGGGUUUGGCGCGCCUGACUCGUUCGAGACAAACUACGGCAGUGACAUGGAGGAUCAAAUCGACGCCAUCACGCAGCACUGGGACAUCAUCAUGCGGACCUUGAGCCGCCUGCAAUCUGUUGUUGCCACCACGCUGUUUGCGAUGCUCCGGCAGGCCGAUAUUGCAUCCCGGACCCGCUUCCUACUUUUAUCUGGCCGGCGCGGCGAAGAUGGACAACCGGUCAUGCCUCACAAGACGAACGCGAAGCACAUUACGUUGCUCCCCAACUGCUUGCUUGACAAUCGGAACAUUAACGCCGAGGUCGAUGCGGCGAAGACGCGGAUCGUCGCCGGGAUUCGGGCCUCUCGCGUGACGACGGGGCAGAAUCGUUGGCCGAUCUGGCGAGAGGAGGCUCGCCGGGUGGCUAAGUGGGCCGGCGGCAGAGACCAGGGCUUCUUUUUCUUCAACCUUCUCACAGCGUUUCUCGCAACGCAUACCGACUGGCUCCAGGCACUGAGUCCUCCGGCAUACCGCCGUCAGCAUCUCGCCCAGCAACAGCAGAGAGCCAGGUCGGAGGAAGACGCCUUGCUGCCUGCUCGGACAAUCAUCUUGAGCGACGACAAGAUAGCGGCGCGGCGGUUGGUAUUUCUGCUAUCUGCCUUCCUGCCAGCGUCUCAGUCGGUACCAGGUGCCCGGAGCCACCGACCAAGCACGCCCGCAUCUUUGGGUGCGCUGUCACAGUCUCCCCCGGCUUUCGUCGUCCCCAUCCUGAAGGAAGAGUCGUUGCGCAGGAAGAUGAACCGCCGUACAGGCUCGCGGCUGCCGUCCCAUUCCCGCAACUUGAGCUUACAGGCGCACAACAUGCGAGGCGGUGGUGUUCCUCCUCCAUUGGCCCACCUAAGCAUGGAGGGCCGGCACGAGAGGUGGCCCUCCGAUACCGCUUCGAUCCGGACUAGUCAUCUGCCUAUCCGCGGGGGAGAUACAAACACGAGGAAGAGCAGUGCCGUUACCACCGCCACAAUCACCCCCGAGACCAGCAUUCCCCACUUUUCGACAGUUCACAGAGCCGACAUAAUCUCCCAGGGACGUCCAGGGAGCAGCAACAGCGUCGCCGCCGAUGACUUGAAGCGACUUACCCGAGAUGAGAACCCCGGAUCUCAGGGUACUGGCCCCGGUGAACGCAGACAGAGCUCAAGAUGGAGUGUUCUUAGCGGCCUCUGGAACGGACGUAGGAGAGACUCGACGAGCAACUACCCUGGACCGAAUGACAGGCGGGUGGGGAGCUCCGUCUCGCCCGCGGUCGCACGACAGCCUUCGAUCAGCGCACCUUCCAAAACGACGCCAGAAGUCCAGACUGCCGGGGGCUCGCCGGCUGAGCAAACCGGCGAUACCCCCGGCAAUACCACCCCAAGCCCCAGAGAUUCCGCACCCCCUCUCCGGACAUCUGCAAGCGACAGCUUGGGCCUCUCCGAGCAAGCAAGUGCCGUGCAGAAGACACAGAGGACUCCAGACCCGUCUGGGGCCUUUGCGUCACCAGUGAAGACUUCCAUCAACGUGGAUGAUGGUGUCAUUGAUGUGGAGGUUCCGCUGCCAGAUUUCGUCACUUCGUUCGAAAGUGCCGUGAGCUCGCCAUCGAGCAGCGGUUAUCUGUCGGCGUCGGGCUUUGGCAGCGGCCUGGACGCGUUUGAGCAGUCAUUCCGCUUCGCUGCUGACGGAGAUGUGCCGCCGAAUGUCGCCGGCUGGUUGCAGAAUUACCACCCGGAUUUCGUUCUGCAGGCACUACCAGCUCAUCAUGAUGUCCGCGAGCGAAUCAGGGCAUCAAUGCGCGCUGAGCCGAACCCGCCGAUACCAAGCACACACCCAUCGGCGGACUCGACGGAGAGAUGGAUCGACGUCACCUCGGCUGUCGUGGCCGACACAACCACAUUCACCGUGACACGCCUACGCUACCGUCGCCUAGUCAAGGUGAUACAACCCGGUGCCGCAGAGCUGAACCAGAACCCUGCACCUGCGACACCGUCCUCCACCACAUGCAGCACGACACCGUCGACACCAACGACGGCGGGUCUGAUGCCCUACGAGGUGCAGCUGAAAGAGGAGUUCAUCGAAGAGCGGAUUGUCGCUUUCGACGAUGUGCUGACCGAAGCCGUGGAGCGGGUCAUCGCCGCGGCUGGGACCGAUUCCACGGUGAGCAAGGUCGGCUCGACCAGCUCAUCCAGGUCGACCAGUAAACGCAGGGAGAGGGAGGCUCAGAGGGAGAGGAGGGAUAGCCUGCCGAGCGGGUCGGAUGUGCGGGCUUGCCCCAACCCAAGCCAAGGUCACAGUCAAGGUCAGGCCCUCCAAGGCUUUUUGCUUGCCGGCCCGCAAGAGGUGCCACGAUCGCAGUGCAAGACUGUCCUGCUGUCAGCGCUAGAGGAUGUCAUUCAGGACGUAAUUACUGAGAGGGAAGAACAGCUGGGGCAGCAGCAGCAGCAGCAGCAGCAGCAGCAGCAGCCAAGGGGACAGCAAAGAGAGAGAGAGCGGGAAAGAGAAAGAGAAAGAGAAAGGGAGAGCCCACUGCGCGAGGCGGUCAGGGGCUGGAUGGAGAGCAUGGAUCUUGGCGAUUAGGACCACUUGAUACCCCAUUACCCUUCUCCUAUUCUUUUUCUAUCUUGUUCCUCCGCGUCAGGAACGUUAUGCCGGCGCCAAAGGAGCGUACUAGGCAGUGGUUCGUUCAACAUCCAUGGUGGCUGCGUUGGAAUCAGCUUUGGUGGUCUCGUCGUAUUAUUAACUUUCAACAUCACCCACUUUCGUGGUAAUCAUCAUAUGAUAACUCAGGAGAACUCUUGUUACCCAAGCAGGUCCGCCCUCACAUUGAGUUCUGCUGCUGUCAGGUAUUGUAUAAUACCUGGUGCUCUUCUGCCCUCCCGUAAUUCGCCAUGGUUCCCCUUCAACCACACUGCAGCAAAGCCACAUCAGCUUUACUCCUGGCCUUCACGGUCCCCCGAGUCUAGCGUGUCUUUACAUAGCUAGAGCGUACCGGGCCUACAGCAAGCGCGG
Chaetomium strumarium is the source of this 5123-nucleotide messenger RNA. RefSeq names its product folliculin-interacting protein N-terminus-domain-containing protein. The record is from RefSeq and is a predicted model, not a curated record. NCBI's taxonomy places the organism in Eukaryota, Fungi, Ascomycota, Sordariomycetes, Sordariales, Chaetomiaceae. The transcript is spliced from 6 exons. Gene Ontology annotation, molecular function: protein-folding chaperone binding; ATPase inhibitor activity. Gene Ontology annotation, cellular component: cytoplasm. The coding region runs from base 450 to 4691 and encodes 1413 amino acids.